GACAGAAAACCAUAAACGAAACUUUAUAAACCCAAACAUUACUAAUUACUAUAUUUUUUCGUUCAUUAAUUAAUAACAGUAAAUAAAUAUUUUAAAAGAAAACUUAACAUAUAUUAAAUUGAGGCCAUAGCUUUACUUAAAGUUUAAGUAUAAUUUUUGAUACCAUAUGCAUUUAAGGGCUAAGAAAUAAGACGUGAAUACUGAAUCGUGACUGAUUGCUGAUAACUGAUAAGUUGUUUAGGUUUUACUGAUUUGGGACUUGGGGUAAAAUCAUUAUUUAUUUUACUUUGCAUUUUGUAAAUAAAAAUAGAAUAAAUGUCGGACGACGAGGUAAUGCGAUUUGAGAUAACAGAUUAUGAUUUGGAUAAUGAAUUCAAUCCAAACAGAAAUCGUAAAGCAAAGAAAGAGCAACAAAUUUAUGGUGUUUGGGCAAAAGAUAGUGAUGAGGAUGACAAUGAAGAUAACAUUAGAAAGAGAACACGAAAGCAAAAAGACUACAGUGCACCAAUUGGAUUUAUUGCUGGUGGGGUACAGCAAGCUGGGAAGAAAAAGGAGAAAAAAGAAUUAGAAUCAACAGAAGCAUCCACAUCUCGACCAAAAUUUGCAAACAGUUCAGAUGAAGAUGAUAUAAAUGAGCCCCAUGAGUCGGAGACUGCUGGUAUCAGGCGAGUGGGGCAGGGAAUGAGGCCACCCAACCUGGGUGGGAAUGUUGGCAACUGGGAGAGACAUACCAAGGGUAUUGGAGCCAAGUUGCUGCUGCAGAUGGGUUAUCAACCAGGAAAGGGUUUGGGGAAAGAUCUUCAAGGUAUCUCGGCGCCAGUUGAAGCCACUGUUAGAAAAGGGAGAGGUGCUAUAGGCGCUUAUGGUCCAGAAAAGUCUGCACAAAAAGCCAAAAAGGAGGAAGAGCGCCGCUUGAAAGAGAAGGCAGAACAAGAAAAAGGGGCGGAGCCUAAGACAUACAACUGGAAGAAGUCUCACAAGGGGCGAUACUUUUACAAGGAUGCUGCCGAUGUUAUACAAGAGGGUAAACCCACGAUGCAUACUAUUAGCAGCAAUGAACUGUCUCGCGUCCCGGUGAUAGACAUGACUGGUCGCGAGAAGCGUGUGCUGAGCGGAUACCACGCGCUCCGAGCUGCUGCUCCGAGGUAUGAGCACGAGCCCAGACGGGAGUGCACCAACUUUGCCAUUCCGGCGCUCACGCACAACCUCCAGUUAAUCCUGGACUGUUGUGAACAAGACAUUAUCCAAAACGCCCGGGAGCUGCAGCAAGCGGAAGACGAGAUCGUAGUCCUGGAGCGAGAUCUCGAGGAGCACAACGUGAAACUGCGCGAUGAAGACCUCGUCAUCGACAAGAUGCAGAACAUUCUCAUGAAGGUGGACACACUUAACCAGCCAGAUAUCUCACUGGAGACAGCCUAUGAAGUGCUGGAAGAUCUGAAGGGGUCCUUCCCGUUGGAAUAUGAGAUGUUCGGUUUGGGCACGAUCGGUACCAACAUAGCCAGCCCGCUGUUCAGCGCACUCCUGGCCAAGUGGGAGCCGUUAGAGUUUCCGCACCAACCAGUCGACGUGUUUGUCAAGUGGAGGCCGCUGUUGACAGAGGAGGCGUAUAAUAAUCUGUUGUGGCAACAUUUCUUGCCCAAUAUCACCACGGCGGCCGAGGCAUGGAACCCUCGAAAGCCCGAUCCGAUGGUACGUGUGUUCCAAGUAUGGAUGGAGGCUGCCCCCGGCUGGGUGCUGGGCACGUGUGCCGCCCGCUGUGUGGCGCCACGGCUUUUGGCCGCUGUUCGCGCCUGGGACCCUACCAGGGACACACAGCCACUUCACGAGUGGGUGCUGCCCUGGCAUGCGCUGUUAGGUGAAUCUCUGAACGCGAGUGUUUACCCUCUGAUCCGGUCUCGCCUCACCGCGGCGCUGUCCGCGUGGCACCCGGCGGACUCGUCCGCGAAGCCCCUGCUGGCCGUGUGGCGGGAGGCCUGGGGCUCCGCCCUCACCGCGCUCCUUCAUCAUCACAUCGUGCCAAAGUUAGAGCACUGCUUGCAACAUGCGCCGCUUGAACUCGUCGGGAGAGAGAAUACGGCGUGGCUGUGGUGCGUGGAAUGGCUGGAGCUGGUAGGUGCGCCCACCCUAGCGGCACUCGCAGGUCGCGCGCUGUUGCCGCGCUGGCUCAGUGCUCUGGCGGCCUGGCUCAACACGUCACCGCCUCACGCCACGGCGCUCGCAUCCUAUACCAACUUCAAGAAAAUGUUUCCUGAAGAGAUUCUUCGAGAAGCAGUUGUUCGCGACGCGUUCCGGAAAGCCCUCGACAUGUUGAACCGCAGCUCAGACAUCGACACAGUUCAGCCGCCUCCCGCGCCGAAGUUCACACAGAUCCUCACAGAGAAGGAACCUUCUAGAAUCGCAGACAUUCUGUCCGCGAGCACGCAGAAGAGCUUCUCUGAACUUCUAGAAAGUAGAUGCCUAGAGAAGGGUAUUACGUUCGUGCCGAUCGUGGGCAAGAUGAAGGAAGGACGGCCCGUGUAUAGGAUCGGAGAAGCAGAUGUGCAGUGCUAUGUUGUAAGAAACAUUGUGAUGUCCUCUACUGAUAACGGAAGGAAUUUUUCGCCAAUCAGUAUGGAGAAGUUGUUGAAAAUGGUUGAGGAAUAAAAUAAAUUUAUGAAA
Messenger RNA from Leptidea sinapis, 2658 nucleotides. RefSeq names its product septin-interacting protein 1 (gene sip1). Gene Ontology annotation, molecular function: nucleic acid binding. NCBI's taxonomy places the organism in Eukaryota, Metazoa, Arthropoda, Insecta, Lepidoptera, Pieridae. The record is from RefSeq and is a predicted model, not a curated record. The transcript is spliced from 12 exons. Gene Ontology annotation, biological process: spliceosomal complex disassembly. The coding region runs from base 316 to 2643 and encodes 775 amino acids. Gene Ontology annotation, cellular component: U2-type post-mRNA release spliceosomal complex.